GUGGCACAGUCGGUGGUGAGCCAUUUCCAGAGAGGGAGGAAGACAGGGGGGUAAACAAGCCCUAUCUUGCAAUCCUAGACAGCCUCUGAGACGCGAUGUACAUUCAAUUCUGCCGCGGUUAUGGUCUGGAUAAGAAGAGCCCGGACGAGGCGCGGGCCAAACUGUCACCCGAGUCCAAGCUAUCUGUUGAGCUGAAGGAUCAGAAAGAUGAACGCUACCCGAGGAGCGCGCAUGUGUACCACGCGGCGUGUGCUGCCCUCGGCCUGAUUUGCCUGGUCCUUCUGCUGGUUGUCAUCAUCCUGGGUGUGAAACUUUCAGCCCAGCCUGAAGCGUGCAGUCAAGAAAGGAGGGUGGAAGAAAAGGCUCAGCGAUGCAGCUUUGAGAGCUGCAAGGCCCAGUUUCCGGCUCUGCCCCAAACGCCCACCUGCCAGAAGUGUGCGAAGGGUUGGCUGACCUUCAGCACGUCUUGCUAUUAUCUGUCCAAAUACAAAAAGAGCUGGGAGGACAGCAGGAGCUUCUGUAAGACUAAUGGGGCAGACCUGGCUGACAUCACUAACCAGCAAGUUCAGACCUUCCUGACUGGGAAAGGGUUGACGAUGUACUGGAUCGGGUUGAGAAAAAGUGGCGGUAGCUGGUCCUGGGUCAACAACACUACACUGGGAGACAGUUACUGGGCAGAAGACGGCUUGGAUGGGGACUGUGGGGCACUGCAUGUGGAAAGCCCACCAAAGAAGAACUGGAGCAAACGCCCCUGCUCACACUUGAGCUACUUCAUCUGCCAGAAGCAGCCAUGAAAGCACCCCCCACUGACAAACACGACCUCUUCCAUAGCAUAAAAUACUGAACCCAGCCUGUUUCCUAAUUCACAGCAGCGGUGAACACAUUACUACAGCUGAGAUCAUUACAUAAUUUUUAUUGAUCGUUUUAAAGAUUGUCAUGUCAAAGGGCAGAGAAUUUGGGUUUUGUAAUAAAGGUAGAAAUUAAAAUCUUUUGAGCGUCCAGUUGGUAUAGCGGUCUAUUCUGUUGUCCAUCAACAUUUGGAUCGCAGGAUCGAAUCCCCGUGUUACCUCCGACUUGGUCAGGCGUCCCUACAGACACAAUUGGCCGUGUCUCCGGGUGGGAAGCCAGAUGUGGGUGUGUCCUGGUCACUGCACUAGCGCCUCCUCUGGUCGGUUGGGCACCUGUUCAGGGGGGAGGGGGAACUGGGGGGAAUAGCGUGAUCCUCCCAUGCGCUACGUCCCCCUGGUGAAACUCCUCACUGUCAGGUGAAAAGAAGCGGCUGGUGACUCCACAUGUAUGGGAGGAGGCAUGUGGUAGUCUGCAGCCCUCCCCGGAUCAGCAGAGGGGGUGGAGCAGAGACCAGGACGGCUCAGAAGAGUGGGGUAAUUGGCCGGAUACAAUUGGUGAGAAAAAGGGGGAAAAAGAAGAAAAGAAAUGAUCUUAUUCAGUCUUCAUUGUGAUUUACUGUUGCUGCUCUGUCUUUUGGGGUUUCACUGGACUCUUUUAUUUUCUCAUUUAUUUUCAAUCAUUUUGUACACCAUAAUUUACUAUGUAUCUUUUGGGGAAUGAACGGUCCGUUAAUUUGUACUUUUAAUAUUGCUUUUAUUCGUAUACAAAAGGUUUUUGCACCGAUUACAGGUUAUAAAGUUAAAGCUAAUCAUUAAUUAUCACUUACUUCUAUAUUUCCAUGCAUUAAAGCUAUGUAUUUAUGUUGUUAUAAAAAUAAUACACUAUUCUGUAGCAUAAUACUGCAUUAAUCAUUACACCAUUGACUAUAAGGAGGUCACAAUUAAAGCGAUGUCAAUUU
Messenger RNA from Lampris incognitus (smalleye Pacific opah), 1807 nucleotides. RefSeq lists its product as uncharacterized. The record is from RefSeq and is a predicted model, not a curated record. Lineage: Eukaryota; Metazoa; Chordata; Actinopteri; Lampriformes; Lampridae. The coding region runs from base 96 to 794 and encodes 232 amino acids. The transcript is spliced from 6 exons.